AUGGGGGUCGACGUCUUCGACCUGCCCGCCGGCGGCAUCCCGGCCAGCGAGCGGGGCCAGCAGGAAGCCUUGCCGCCGCAGGUCCUCGAGUGCAUCCGAGGGCGGCACGGCCUCCAGGAGUUCGCGGGCGGCCGGCGGCUCCUCGACCCCGAGUACUACGGCGCGGACGGCGAAGCCGGUGAUGCGGCUCUGAUGGGGUCCUCCUCUUCUUCAGGGGGACCGGCGGCGGCGGCGGCGGCGGCGGGCGGCGGGGAGAAGAAGGAAGGCGGCGACGGCACCGCCGCAAAAAGCCGGCUGCUGUUCCCAGGCCUCCGCCUCCUGCACGCUGAGCCGCCCGUCAUCGGCGUCAGCGACUUCUUCACCGACGAGGAGUGCGACGAGUACAUCUCCAGGUCCGUUUCGCCGCCGCCGCCGGCUGCCGUAACGUCGGGGGCGGGGGCGGGGGCUGCUGCGGCGGCGACGGGGAGCGGGCCGCACAUGCAGCGGAGCGCCACGCUGGGUGCCGACGUGGACGCCGUGGCUCAGCGAACGUCCACCACUUGGUUCCACCGGUUUUCGGCGGUACCGGAGCUGAUGGCGAAGGCCUCCGCCCUGGUGGGAGUUCCAUUCGAAGAGGGGCGAUGGGAAGAGGCGCAGACGGUGCGGUAUCGCCCGGGGGAGAAGUUCACCUGGCACUUGGACGCGCUGCCACCGGCCCCCGACCUGGCCUCCAGGGGGGGGCAGAGGAUCGCCACCCUGCUGGUGUAUCUCACGGAGAUGCCCGAGGGGGACGGCGGGGCGACGGCGUUUCGAGACCUGGGGCCUCUUCGUGUUCGUCCCCGUAAGGGGUCCGCUCUGCUGUUCUUCCCGUCCUUGGGGGGUGCCCCGGACUGCCCUUUCGACAUCCGAACGCUACACGCUGGGGAGGUGGUUAGACCGGGGGCGGAACAGGACAAGUGGAUCGCGCAGCUGUGGCUCCGAGAGAGCCGGUACACUCCAACGGUCCCCAAGCAAAACAGACACGAACACGCUGCUGCGGUGGUGGCAGAGUUCGACAAGAUUUGGCAGGGCUAGUGUAGCCUGCUUAGCGGCCCUGUCAGUGCUAGUGUGUUGCUGCUUGUACCGUGCUUGCGCGGUUGAGUCGAUCGACUGGGUGGCGAAGGAUUUCGGCCGUUUCGGGAGGAGUUGUAUUCGUACGUCGACAGGGGUGUGUAUCGAGGGGAAACGUACGCGUCUAUUUCGAAUGACGAAGCUCAUUCGGUGGUCGCGGAGUGCUACAAGGCUUGGUGGCGUUGCGCUGUUAGCAUCCCUGUCAAGAACUAGUAGAUCGCGGUUGGCCCGUGCUGGAGUCAAACGUUCGGGUGUCAACGGAUUUGGCGUUAAUUUUUUGUUCACGUUCAUU
Ectocarpus siliculosus is the source of this 1381-nucleotide messenger RNA. Lineage: Eukaryota; Phaeophyceae; Ectocarpales; Ectocarpaceae. The record is from the annotation of a GenBank genome assembly.